Aspergillus heteromorphus CBS 117.55 is the source of this 933-nucleotide messenger RNA. RefSeq names its product ankyrin repeat domain-containing protein. Gene Ontology annotation, cellular component: cytoplasm. Gene Ontology annotation, molecular function: protein binding. NCBI's taxonomy places the organism in Eukaryota, Fungi, Ascomycota, Eurotiomycetes, Eurotiales, Aspergillaceae. The transcript has 2 exons. Bases 1 to 933 code for a protein of 310 amino acids. The record is from RefSeq and is a predicted model, not a curated record.
AUGGGAGAUGAUGUGCCCUGCGCAUACGCCAUCCAAUAUGCAGCGCUGAAUGGAAACAUUGAUCUCGUAAGACUGCUGCUCGCUGCUGGAGCAAAUGUAGAUUCCAGAAUCAGCACCGACCUCGGAGACACUCCGCUGCAAAUAGCAGCCAGCAGAGGAGAUGUGCCCAUGACACGGAUGCUGCUCACCCACAACGCCAGUGUCAAUGUUCCCCCCGGAAAAUACUCCGGCCGCACGGCAAUCCAAGCGGCUGCGGCACAAGGAAAUACGGAACUGGUUCUAAUGCUGCUCCACGCAAAAGCAGAUAUCAACGCGCCUGCGGGCUGGCAAUACGGGAGAACCGCCCUCCAAGCCGCGGUGGAAAAAUCUCAUCUGGGGAUUGCGAUGCUGCUACUCGGGAUGGGAGCUGAUAUCAAUGCGAAACCAGGCUUCCGCGGUGGAGUCACCGCAUUGCAAGCGGCAGCGAUAUCUGGUGAUCUGGGCAUGCUCAAAAUCCUUCUACUCGAAAACGGAGCUGAGGUGAACACCCCAGCUACGGAAAAUGUCGGAACAGCAUUGCAGAUUGCCAUCCUGAACGAGCAGGUGGAGAUCGCCGAUCUUCUUAUAGACCACGGAGCGGAUAUUAAUGCACCCCCAGCAGGAAACAGAGGGGCUACGGCGUUGCAGGCAGCCGCUCUUCAUGGGUACUGCGCUCUUGCUAUGCGACUGUUGGAAAAGGGCGCGGAUGUGGCGGCUGAACCGUCGCCUGUUUGUGGCAGGUCGGCUAUCGAUGGAGCUGCUGAAAAUGGUCACUUGGACAUGGUGCAGCUGCUUUUGAAUGCAUACGGGGAUGAAACGGACUUGGAGUUGGUUUGUCGUGCGGCUGCGUCUGCUGCGGAGGGGGAGGGCCAUUUGGAUGUUAUGAAGUGGUUGGAGGGUUAUGUAUAUUCUUGA